This is a messenger RNA of Hemicordylus capensis (graceful crag lizard), 1478 nucleotides long. It is a transcript of the gene CCDC166, whose product is annotated as coiled-coil domain containing 166. The transcript is spliced from 2 exons. Lineage: Eukaryota; Metazoa; Chordata; Lepidosauria; Squamata; Cordylidae. The record is from RefSeq and is a predicted model, not a curated record. The coding region runs from base 212 to 1270 and encodes 352 amino acids.
GCCAGCAGCCUGGGGGAUAACAGUCCUGCCUUGGCAUUUUCCUCAGCCUUGGUUAGAGCUUUACAGUGAACAAGUUAGCUGACAGAUAAAGGAAGCUGUGGAAAAACCAGACUGGGGACAGAUCCACAGAUUUGUUAGGACAGACGGCCACUGGGGCACAUCCCAUCCUCUUUACAUUGGCUGGUGCUCGAAAGCCACCACUUAGUACAACAUGGCAAGAUCACCAAAGAAAAAAACCCCAAAGGGCAAGAAAGGCAAGAAAGGCAAGAAAGUCAAGAAAAAGGACGCAGACAAAGUCAUUAUUGCUCCGUACGUCAGUGAGAAGGAGAAGUACCUGCUGAAGGAAUAUGCCACCCUGACAGAGCACGUCCAGACCUACACGCAGCGGGUGCGACACUUCCAGUGGGAAAACGAGUUCCUGGACAAGGAGGCCCAGCAAAUCCGAGACAUCAGCAAAGCCUACCUCUCCUACUUGCUCAAGCGCACCCUCCGAUGCCAGAAUGCCAUCAUCUCCUUGAAUGACCAGAACCGCUCAGACCUAGCCCAGAUCCGGAAGCAGAAGUUAUUGCUGACUGCACAGUACGCAAGCCAGGGGAGGGUGGUGCGGACCCAGCUGAUGGAGAGGGAGGCAAAUUUCUCCCUCCUGAACAAGGAAGUGGAAGCCAUGCAGCCCUUGAGAGACCUGCAGUUGGAGCAACUGGCCCGGAUCCGGGAGCUGGAAAAGGAGCUGCUGGUCAUGAAAGUCCAGCACACGGACCAGAUGCACAAGGUCAAGAGCCGGUUCCUCCAGCAGAAGGCAGACUACGAGUGGGAGGCUCAGCAGAAACUCCAAGCGCUGGCCAAACUGGCAGAGAAGGAGGCUGUGCGGGUUCUCAUCCAGCACACCAAGCAAGUGAAAGCAGACAACUGGCGGCUGCGCCAUGAGCUGCUGAACUUCAUGAGGAGAGCCGAAGUCCUGAAGGGCCUCCUGCUGCAGCUGAGAGGGCAGCAGCAAGAGCUCCUGCGGGAGCACCAACACAGCCAAGACCUGGCCCGCAUGCGCCACUGGCUGAGGCAGCGCCAGGCUUGCCUGCACCUCACCCCGGGCCAGGCAUUCAGGUGCAGCCCGUUAACCAAGCGCAGGCUACGCUCCUCUCCAGCCACGUGUGCCAAGGCCCCCAGGUCAGCCACAAGCAGUUCUGAUGGAGAAGGCUCCUUGCCACCUGCUAGCAUUCCGGAGCUGGGGAGUGGGAAGCCAGCUGGGUCUGCUAGCAGAGAGUCUCUGGCAUGAAUGCCAUCGAGAGCAGGGGCGGCGCUUGCAGUGGGGGGUGCCUUGCCAGUGGCAUGCUGAGGAGUGACUGCCCGGGCAGAGUUGAGCACCUGCUGCAACCUCCACUCAGCUAAGGAGGCCAAGGGGUGGGCGGCGGGGGGGUGGCUGGCACCUCCAGGGUAUGCUGCCUUGGGCCGCUCUCACCGCUGGAUGGGAGCGGCACACACAC